AUGAAAUCAAUCAUCGGAUUGAGCGCCCUGGGCGGAGCUCUAGCAUCCUCUAACGCACAUAUCGGAUUCGUUGCACAACAGCCUCUCUUACACAAUGUUUGCCCUGCAAACUUUAUCCUUCACAACGAAGAAUGCCGGCCCUCAGCGCAAGUUACCUUGGCCACGCCGGCGCCGACUUUCGAAUCAAACACUACAAAAAUUGCGCCGUUCACAAAUUCGCUGGAAGACGCACGAAAAUUAGCCUCACAAACUAAAAACUUCCCCUGGUCCUUUUGGCCCGAAUGCUUCACUCCCAACGACAACGACGACGCCGCAAACCCCUUUUGCGUCUUCACCAACGCCACCUUCGCAUCCGGACGAGGCAUAUCAAUCGUCACCACCAAAACAACCGCCUACUCGAUACUAGAAAACCACGCAUUCACCGACCCAGCCUCCCUCCAACGCAGCAACAACUACCAAAACCCACCUUUCUACCAACACGAAUUCCCCGGCAAAGGCCGUGGCCUCAUCGCCAACAAAACGCUCAACCGCGGGGACCAAAUCCUCGCCUCAACCCCCAUCCUAAUCACCGAUGUCGACCUCGACGAGCUCGCCGAGGCCGAACGUCUCGCCCUGCUCUACCGCGCCGUCGACACCCUGCCACCCCACACGCAAUCUCUCUUCUGGAUGCUAAUGGGCCGCUCGGCACCGGGCCAAGACGACGCCCUCGACGACCGGCUCACGACAAACUACUUCGAGCUGACGGUGUCGGGCACAACGCUGACGGGGCUGUUCCCCGAAAUCGCCAUGAUGAACCACGACUGCCGGCCCAACGCGGCCUACUUCUUCGACCAAGACACCAUGACGCACUACGUGCACGCCAUCCGGCCCAUCUACCCGGGCGAGGAAAUCACAAUCACGUACAUCAACAACGAAGUGACGCGCGUGCAGCGCAUGGGACGCCUGCGCACAAACUGGGGCUUCACGUGUGCGUGCUCGGCGUGCAGUGCGCACCCGCUUGUGACUGCCGAGUCUGACGCGCGGAUUCUGCAGAUUGAAGCGGUGCAGAAGACGCUGAAUGACUGGACCAACACGUCGCAGGCGACGCCCGCGCUGGCGGAGCUGCUGGUGAGUUUGUAUGAGCAGGAGCGGCUGCAUGCGGGGCUGGCCACGGCGUAUCAGCAUGCGGCAGAGGUGCAUGCGAGUUUUGGCCUCAAGUGGGAGGCGGUGAGGUAUGCAAGGAAGAGUUUGGAACUUACGCUGUUGGAUAAGGGGUGGGCGGAUCGCGAUGUCUUGGCGACGAGGAAGAUGGUGAGGGAUCCCGAGGGGAGUUGGGCGUGGAAGAGGAGGGUGGGGUUGAUGAAGAAGAAGGAGGAGGAGGAGGAGGAGGGAGGAUGUGGGUGUGGAAAGGACCAUUCUCAUUCAUGA
Bipolaris maydis ATCC 48331 is the source of this 1407-nucleotide messenger RNA. RefSeq lists its product as uncharacterized. The record is from RefSeq and is a predicted model, not a curated record. Lineage: Eukaryota; Fungi; Ascomycota; Dothideomycetes; Pleosporales; Pleosporaceae. Gene Ontology annotation, molecular function: protein binding.